Morchella sextelata is the source of this 555-nucleotide messenger RNA. RefSeq lists its product as uncharacterized. The record is from RefSeq and is a predicted model, not a curated record. Lineage: Eukaryota; Fungi; Ascomycota; Pezizomycetes; Pezizales; Morchellaceae. The transcript is spliced from 12 exons. Bases 1 to 555 code for a protein of 184 amino acids.
AUGACCCUCCUAGGGAAACUAAGUCUGCUAGCGGUGAGUUCCGGUAAGGGCCAGAGGCCUGGGUGCGGUCGAAAUGGGAUCAUGCAGCUUGUCCCAGCGGGACCCUCGAUGCGAGACGGCUUGGAGGGGGUUCUCGAGGGCGGAAAUAAUUCGGGAGAGCAAAAGGGCAUCGCCAAGAAUCUUGCGUGGCAAUCUUCGAGGCGUUGUAGGCAGUUGGUGAACACCUGCGAUCCACCGUCCGCGCUAGCUUAUUUUGGAGUCUUGAGUUUUAUCUCGUACGCUAGAGAUCUUAAUGAGAGAAAGAACACUGCACGCGUUUACCCAAGUAUAGAGAAAAUAGAGGGGGGAAUGCCCCAUAUUUAUACUAAAGAAAGAGAAAGAAUGAUGCAAUUAUGUGAGCGAGAGACAAUACUGAUGGUUGCUUUUCGCCGCCCACUUCGUGCGCGAGGUAACCACAUCCCAUGUUGGAAUGUUCUGACCGAUCCAAAAGUCAUCCACCAAGCCACGCAGUCCCGGUUCUUUUUGAUCUCUUCUAUUCUCUGGUGUGCAGGAUGA